AUGUCUGAUUUAUGUCCUGUUUACGCUCCUUUCUUUGGAUCCAUGGGUUGUGCUGCAGCCAUUGUGUUCACCUGUUUUGGUGCCUCUUACGGUACUGCUAAGUCAGGAGUUGGUAUUUGUGCCACCUGUGUGUUGAGACCAGAUUUAUUGGUUAAAAACAUUGUUCCAGUUAUUAUGGCGGGUAUUAUUGCCAUUUAUGGGUUGGUUGUGUCAGUGUUAGUUACCGACUCAUUGAAGCAAAAACAAGCCUUAUACACCGGUUUCAUUCAAUUAGGAGCUGGUUUGUCAGUCGGAUUAUCUGGAUUGGCAGCUGGUUUCGCCAUUGGAAUUGUUGGUGAUGCCGGUGUCAGAGGUACUGCGCAACAACCAAGAUUAUUCGUUGGUAUGAUUUUAAUUUUGAUUUUCGCCGAAGUCUUAGGUUUAUACGGUUUGAUUGUCGCUUUAUUGUUGAACUCUAGAGCUACUCAAGAUGUCACUUGUUAA
This is a messenger RNA of Debaryomyces hansenii CBS767, 483 nucleotides long. It is a transcript of the gene CUP5, whose product is annotated as H(+)-transporting V0 sector ATPase subunit c. Gene Ontology annotation, cellular component: proton-transporting V-type ATPase, V0 domain. The transcript has 2 exons. Lineage: Eukaryota; Fungi; Ascomycota; Pichiomycetes; Serinales; Debaryomycetaceae. Gene Ontology annotation, biological process: proton transmembrane transport. Gene Ontology annotation, molecular function: proton-transporting ATPase activity, rotational mechanism. The record is from RefSeq and is a predicted model, not a curated record. The coding region runs from base 1 to 483 and encodes 160 amino acids.